AUGGAGUUUAGACUUAAACUAUCCAAGUCUAGCGAUGAAGAGGAUAUUAAUGAGAAGGACUAUAGGCGAAUGAUAGGAUGUCUCAGAUACAUACUGCAUAUGCGUCCUGAUCUUUCGUUCGCUGUCGGAAUCUCAAGCCGCUAUAUGCACAAUCCAAAGAGAUCACACUCAACAGCGCUGAAGCAGAUAUUGCGAUAUCUAAGAGGAACACUGAGCUAUGGAUUGUUCUUUAAACGAAUGGGGAAGUCAGAGCUUGUAGGGUACAAUGAUAGUAGCCACAACAUAUACGAAGAUGAUGGACGAAGCACCACUGGUCAUGUUUUCUAUCUCAAUUCAUGUCCAUUUAGUUGGUGUUCUAAAAAACAAGAGACAGUGGCUUUGUCAUCAUGUGAAGCUGAAUUCAUGGCUGCUACUAAAGCUGCAAAACAAUCUAUAUGGCUACAAGAGCUACUAGAGGAAGUCACCGGAGAAUCCUGCGGAAGAGUCAUGAUCAAAAUCGAUAAUAAGUCUGCAAUUUCUCUCACAAAAACCCCGGUUUUCCAUGGUAGAAGCAAGCAUAUACAUAAGCGGUAUCACUUCAUCAGAGAGUGUAGAAAAUGGACAAGUUGA
Molecule: messenger RNA, 609 nt
Organism: Brassica napus (rape)
Lineage: Eukaryota; Viridiplantae; Streptophyta; Magnoliopsida; Brassicales; Brassicaceae
Product: secreted RxLR effector protein 161-like
Exons: 1
Coding region: 1-609 (202 amino acids)
Source: RefSeq, a predicted model, not a curated record